Panicum virgatum (switchgrass) is the source of this 1823-nucleotide messenger RNA. RefSeq names its product probable pectinesterase/pectinesterase inhibitor 51. NCBI's taxonomy places the organism in Eukaryota, Viridiplantae, Streptophyta, Magnoliopsida, Poales, Poaceae. Bases 102 to 1520 code for a protein of 472 amino acids. Gene Ontology annotation, molecular function: pectinesterase activity; pectinesterase inhibitor activity. Gene Ontology annotation, biological process: cell wall modification. The transcript has a single exon. The record is from RefSeq and is a predicted model, not a curated record.
AAAGAAAGAAAGAAAAAGAGCGCAAUCUAGCGGCGCGGUUCCGUCUCUGUCACCGUCGGGACUCCGCCGCGGCGACGCGCGCGCCUGCCGCCGCUAACCUGAUGCCGCGCGGCCACGGGGGGCACCACCACGCGAUCCACCGCCGCGGCCGCCUCCUUCUCCCGCUCGCCGCGGCGGCGGCCGCGCUCCUGCUCCUCGCGCUGCUCGCCCUCCGCCCGGCCGCGCCGCCCGCCGGCGCCGGGGGCCCCGCCUCGCUCCUGCGCGCGGCCGUCGCGGCGCACCCGUCGCCGGCCGCGUACGAGCGGCCCUGCGCCAACCACCUCGCCCUCUCCCUGCGCCGCCUCCGCGCCGCGCUGGCCUCGCUCGAGGCCGGCGACGUCCCCGCCGCGCUCCACCUCGCCUCCGCCUCGCUCCAGUGCCAGUACGACUGCUCCCACCUCCUCUCGCUCCCCGCCUUCCGCUCCCACCCGCUCACCUCCCGGUUCCUCAACUCCCUUGCGCCGCGAAGCCUAACCGCUGCCCCUAAACAUUUCUCCGCCGCCGCCUCAGCUCCCGCAUUCCCGGCGAGGAUCCGCCCGGACGCCACGGUCUGCAAGCCGAAUCCCGGGGCGAAGCCGUGCACCUACUCAACCGUGCAAGCUGCCGUGGACGCGGCGCCGAACUACACCGCUGGCCACUUCGUCAUCGCCGUCGCAGCAGGUACAUACAAGGAAAAUGUCAUAAUUCCAUACGAGAAGACCAACAUUUUGUUGCUGGGGGAGGGCGUUGGGGCUACUGUGAUCACCGCAUCACGGAGCGUGGGGAUUGAUGGGCUUGGAACAUUUGACACUGCGACAGUCUCCGUGAUUGGUGAUGGCUUCCGCGCAAGGGAUGUAACAUUUGAGAACAAUGCCGGUGCGGGAGCUCAUCAGGCUGUGGCGUUCCGGUCAGACAGUGACCGGUCAGUGCUAGAGAAUGUAGAGUUCCGUGGGCACCAGGAUACGCUGUAUGCUCGCACGAUGCGGCAGCUGUAUCACCGGUGCCAUAUCAUUGGGACAGUGGACUUUAUUUUUGGGAAUGCUGCAGUUGUAUUUGAGGAAUGCGUGAUUAAGACUGUGCCGCGGGCAGAGGGAGCUCGGAAGAGUGCACGGAAUGUGGUGGCGGCGAAUGGGAGGAUUGAUCCCGGGCAGACGACAGGGUUUGUGUUUAGUAAUUGUACUGUGGAUGGGAAUAAAGAGUUUGUGGAAUUGUUCCAGACAAAGCCACAGUCAUACAGACUGUAUUUGGGGCGUCCAUGGAAGGAGUAUGCCAGGACACUGUAUGUCAGGUGUUAUCUGGGGAAGGUUAUCAGGCCAGAGGGAUGGCUUCCUUGGCGAGGGGAUUUUGCGGUCAGGACACUGUAUUACGGAGAGUUUGAUAGUCGAGGCCCUGGUGCAAACCGCACGGCAAGGGUUGAGUGGAGCAAUCAGACACCAGAAAAGCAUGCCAAACUCUAUUCAGUGGAGAACUUUAUUCAAGGCCAUCAGUGGAUUGCAUACUAACUACAGUGUGAAUCGAAAGCUUAGAUCAUUACUUGCUGUCUUGUUGGCCAGUUCAACUACAUGAUGUGAACUUUUUUCUGGUAACCCCUUGAGUCCUUAUUCUGAGAUUCUGAAGUCACAUGUGUUUCUUGUUAGAAAAUCCAAGCUGAUGUGAUUCAUCCUCCUGCUUAAGUACAUCCGUACCUUUUUGUAUGCAUAUGUUAGUUGCAUUAUUUUUGUAAUUACAUUGCCCCUUCAAUAGUGUAAAUACUUAACUUGUGACAGAGUAUGAUGGAACCUCUUUUACUUUCUUUACUCGUCUCA